Molecule: messenger RNA, 465 nt
Organism: Oncorhynchus keta (chum salmon)
Lineage: Eukaryota; Metazoa; Chordata; Actinopteri; Salmoniformes; Salmonidae
Product: mucin-5B-like
Exons: 3
Cellular component (GO): extracellular matrix
Source: RefSeq, a predicted model, not a curated record
AAGGUGGACCCCACGCCAUUCCAUGAUGCCUGUGUGAGGGACUCGUGUGCCUGUGACACUGGGGGAGACUGCGAAUGUUUCUGUACAGCUGUAGCAGCCUACGCCCAGGCCUGUAACGAGGCAGGGGCUUGUAUCAAGUGGAGAACACCAGAUAUCUGCCCUCUGUUCUGUGAUUUCUACAACCCUAUUGGUGAGUGUGAGUGGCAUUAUAAUCCGUGUGGAUACCCCUGUAUGAAGACCUGCAAGAAUCCCUCAGGAACAUGCUCCAGUCAGAUCCCUGCACUGGAAGGUUGCUAUCCAAAAUGUCCUUCGGCCCAGCCUUAUUUGGAAGAAAGUACCAUGAAGUGUGUCAGUAAGAAGGACUGUGGUUGCUACGAUGGAGAUGGAACUCAUUACAACGAUGGAGAGGUUAUACCUUCCAAGGAGAACUGUCAGACAUGGUAUGUUUUCAGAUCAACAUUUUGA